Rotaria socialis is the source of this 1212-nucleotide messenger RNA. The record is from the annotation of a GenBank genome assembly. Lineage: Eukaryota; Metazoa; Rotifera; Eurotatoria; Philodinida; Philodinidae.
AUGAUACGGUCAAGCUUUUCGCUAUUGUUACUUGUCCUUGUCGCAGCUGUCUACUCGACAGAUCAUUUUGUUGAAAAAUUCGAAGACGAGAGCUAUAAAAGUCGAUGGGUUCAAUCAACAGCUAAAUCAGAUUAUGGUGAUUUUAAAUUAUCACAUGGUAAAUUUUAUGGUGAUGCAAAAAAAGAUCUUGGUCUUCAAACAUCCCAAGACGCUCGUUUUUAUGCUGUUUCAGCUAAAUUCGAUAAAUUUUCAAAUGAAGGCAAAACACUUGUUAUUCAAUUUAGUGUUAAACAUGAACAAAAGAUUGAUUGCGGUGGUGGCUAUGUUAAAGUCUAUCCAUCGGAUACCGAUCAAAAAGGUCUUACCGGCGAUUCACCAUACCACAUUAUGUUUGGACCUGAUAUUUGUGGUUAUAGUACUAAAAAAGUUCAUGUUAUUUUCACAUACAAAGGAAAAAAUCUUUUAAUUAAAAAAGAAAUUAAAUGCAAAGAUGAUGAAUUUACACAUCUCUAUACAUUGAUUCUUAACUCGGAUAAUACCUAUGAAGUUCGUAUUGAUACUGAAAAAGUCGAAAGUGGUAAACUUGAAGAAGAUUGGGACUUUAGUGUACCAAAACGAAUCCCAGAUCCUAAUGCUAAAAAACCAUCUGAUUGGGUCGAUGAAGAAAAAAUCGAUGAUCCAACUGAUACCAAACCAGCCGAUUGGGAUAGACCAGAACAUAUUCCUGAUCCAGAAGCUAAGAAACCAGAAGAUUGGGAUGAUGAAAUCGAUGGAACAUGGGAACCACCAAUGAUUGAUAAUCCUGAAUACAAAGGUGUUUGGAAAGCUAGUCAAAUUGACAAUCCAGCAUAUAAAGGACCAUGGGUUCACCCUGAAAUCGAUAAUCCAGAAUAUGUUGAAGAUCCAAACCUUUAUUUAUACAAAGAUUUGGGCGCCAUUGGUUUCGAUUUAUGGCAAGUCAAAUCCGGUACUAUCUUUGAUAAUGUAAUUAUCACUGACAGUGUUGAACGUGCUGAAGAAUUCGCCAAGGAAACAUGGGUUAAAACAAAAGAACCAGAAAAGAAGAUGAAAGAUGAACAAGAUGAAGUUGACCGAAAGAAAGAAGAAGAAGAUCGUAAGAAACGAGAAGCUGAAGAAAAAUCGAAGAAAACUGAUGAAGAUGAAGACGCAGAUGAUGACAAGAAAUCACCACACGCUGACGAUGAAUUAUAA